UAAGAAAUUAAUCAUUAUUGUUGGUUUACGGUAUACCCGAGUUGUUCUGAUCAAGUCUGACUAUCAGCUGCUGGAACUUGCGCUAUUAGUUUACAAGUGUAUUUGUUUCCAGAAGAUUCUAGAGUUCUGCUUCUCAUCUUCCAGAAUCACAACCCUUUAGACCUCGUAAUUCAACCUUAUCAUGGAAUCAGCAGAAGUCCAUUUGUGGUCUUCCAGAAAACCUCCACACACUCCUGGUUCUGCUGGCUCACAGGUUUGUGGAGCUGUACGGACAGAAACUUGUACAGCUUCAGGUGAAGGGACAUCAGGCUCUGGGGGCCACGCCACACCAGUGGACCGACAAAAUCAUGUAAUAAAGGAAGAACCUGAAGAUGAAGGCUACCUCUGUGGAAGAACAUCAGUCUCUGAGGGACACAUCACACCUGUGGAUCAACAGAAAUGUGUAAAACAAGAAGAACCUGAUUUUGGAAUGGAUGAUGACCAGUUACAAGUCUUUAACUGCUCCUGUUGUUCACUUUCUUAUACAUCUCAAAUUUACCUCCACGAACACAUUAGAAGAUGCCACUGUGAUGAAUAUGAGAGACUGAUAAAAUCAGGAGAGAUGACACACAAAAGUCUUAUGACCACAAGAAAAUCCAGUAUUCAAAUAACUAGUAUUCACAAUAGUAACAACACUCACGAAGGAGUUCAGAAAGAUAUCUAUCCCUGCCUACAGCGUGAGAAGAAUUUUCCUGAUCAGAAUGAUCUCAGACAACACCAGCGCAUUCGCACAAGAGAGAAGCCGUAUCACUGCUCACAGUGUGGGAAGAGUUUUCUUCGGCCAAGUCACCUCCAAGCGCACAAGCGCAUUCACAUGGGAGAGAAACUGUAUCAUUGCUCAGAGUGUGGGAAAAGGUUUACUCAAAAAAUUGGGCUCCAAACCCAUGAGCACAUUCACACAGGAGAGAGGCCGUAUCGCUGCUCAGAGUGUGGGAAAAGUUUUCUUCGAAAACACGAGUGCCAAAUUCAUGAGCGCAUUCACACAGGAGAGAAGCCAUAUGACUGCCCCCAGUGUCAGAAGAGUUUUAAUAGACAGAGUAGUCUUAAAAGACACCAGCGCAUUCAUACAGGGGAGAGGCCAUAUCACUGCUCUCAGUGCGGGAAAAGUUUCAGUCAACACAGUCAUUUCCAGACACACCAGCGUAUUCACACAGGAGAGAAGCCCCAUCACUGUCCAGAAUGUGGAAAGAGAUUUAUUCGACAAAGUGAUCUUCAAACACACCAACACGUUCACACAGGACAGAAGCCGUAUCACUGCUCGCAAUGUGGGAAAAGGUUUAAUCGGCCGAGUCUUCUCCAGACACACCAGCGCAUUCACACAGGAGAGAAGCCGUAUCACUGCGCAGAAUGUGGGAAGCAGUUUAUUCGACAAAGUUAUCUUCAAAUACAUCAGCGUGUUCAUACAGGAGAGAAGCCAUAUCACUGCCCAGAAUGUGGGAAGAGGUUUACUCGACAGAGUUAUCUUCAAGCACACCAGUAUGUUCACAUGCAAAAGAAACCAUAUCACUGCAGAGAGUGUGGCAAGAGUUUUAUUCAACAAAGGGGUUUUAGACGACACCAGUGCAUUCACACAGGAAAGAAGACAUAUCGUUGCUCAGAGUGUGGGAAGAGUUUUAAUCAUCAGAGUGUUUUUAAAAUACACACACGCAUUCACACUGGAGAGAAGCCGUAUCACUGCUUACAGUGUGGGAAGAGCUUUAAGCAACAGAGAACUAUCAAAGCACACCAGGCCAUUCACACAAGACAGAAGUACAGUAGGGCUUUAGAAUACCCCAUUUUGGUGAGGAAGAUGUGGGAGAAGCCCAUGGCCACUGCAAGUGCUGCUGCUGGACUCCGCCGUAAACUCACCACAGAAGAAGACGGCAGGUUGCAGGAAGUUUUUACCCCGUUUGAGGAAGAAUCACAACCCUUUAGACCUUGUAAUUUCAACCUUAUCAUGGAAUCAGCAGAAGUCCAUCUGUGGUCUUCCAGAAAAUCUCCACACACUCCUGCUUCUGCUGGCUCACAGGUUUGUGGAGCUGUACGGACAGAAACUUGUACAGCUUCAGGUGAAGGGACAUCAGGCUCUGGGGGCCACGUCACACCAGUGGACCGACAAAAUCAUGUAAUAAAGGAAGAACCUGAAGAUGAAGGCUACUUCUGUGGAGGAACAUCGGUCUCUGUGGGACACAUCACACCUAUGAACCAACAGAAAUAUGUAAAACAGGAAGAACUUGAAGAUGAAGGCUACCCCUGUGGAGAAACAUCAGCCUCUGUGGAAAAUAUGGACCAAGAGUAUGGAAUGUUUCAAAAGAUGCCCGUAAAAGAUGAUGAGUCUGAAGAUGAAGACUAUUUCUGUACAACACCAGUCUCUGAAAUGAGUGAUGCUGAGUUUCGAGUCUUCUCCUGCUCCUGGUGUUCACUUUCAUAUACAUCUCAAAUUUACCUCUACAACCACAUCAGAAGAUGCCACUAUGAGGAAUAUGAGAGACUGAUGAAGUCAGGAGACAUACAAAAUCAGGAAAAUGUGAUGUCCACAGAUAGCUCCAGUAUUCCACGAACAGUCCCUACUUCCCUCAACGGUAAUACAACUAAUAAGCAAAAGCAGAAAGUAAUCUAUGCCUGCUCACAGUGUAUUAAGACUUUUACUAACCAGAAAAGUCUCCUACGACACCAGCAAAUUCACACAACAGAGAAACCCCAUCAAUGCAGACAGUGUGGCAAGAGUUUUGCCCACCACAGCUUACUUCAACGACACCACCACAUUCACACCGGAGAGAAGCCAUAUCAAUGCUCGCAAUGUGGGAAAAAAUUCAGCCAGCAGAGUAAUCUUCAAAAACACAUGGGAACUCAUACAGGAGAGAAGCCGUACCACUGCACUCAGUGUGGGAAGAGUUUCAGUCAACGGUGUAAUCUCCAAAAACACUUAGGCAUUCACACCGGAGAGAAGCCAUAUCAAUGCUCGCAAUGUGGGAAAAAAUUCAGCCAGCAGAGUAAUCUUCAAAAACACAUGGGCACUCACACUGGAGAGAAGCCGUACCACUGCACUCACUGUGGGAAAAAUUUUACUCAAAAUGUCAGUCUUCAAAAUCACCUGGGCAUUCACACAGGUGUGAAGCCAUAUCAUUGCUCAGAGUGUGGGAAGAAUUUUACAACAAAGCGUUAUCUCCAAAAUCACCAGUUAAUUCACACAGAACAAAAGCCUUAUCUCUGCUUAGAGUGUGGAAAGGGCUUUACUCGAAAUCAUGAUCUCCAAGUACACCAGCGCAUUCACACAGGAGAAAAUCUGUAUUACUGCUCGGAGUGUGGAAAGAGCUUUAUUAGAUAUGCUACCUUCAUGUAUCACCAGAAAUUUCACAUAACAGAGAAACCAAUUCAGUGCUCUCAGUGUGGACGGAGAUUUACCUAUUCAGGAGCACUUAACAUACACAAGUGCUCCAACAAGGAGUAAAGGGGACAUAUUAUGAAAAACUCACUUUUCAGUGCUUGUGCACAUAUAAUUGGGUAUCUGGAGUGUUUACCAACCCACAAACUCUGAAAUAAGGCAACUCAGUCAGUUUCAUUUGGGCUGCUGAGAUCAUAAAACAUGUGAGCCAACAAAGUCCCCUUCUUACAUACAAAGGGGCUCUCAUUAGAAUUAUACCUCCUCACGUUGGAGAGGUUUUUUUUUUUUUUUGGGUCCUGGACCCGCUAGCAUUAUAUCAAAGCGAGCUAAGAAUGGGAAGUGCUCUGUUGUUGGUUACACAGAGCAACACAUCCUUACAUCGACCCUCCCAGCCUCAGAAGAUAUAAGAGCUGAGUAGAUUUAAUGUUUUUGAUGGCAAUGUCCCAGGUACAGUCUGCAGAAAUCUGUUUGUAUGUCAUAAACACUGUGUCUGAAUGUUUUUCCAACCUGGUCUAGUACAACGUAGGAUUGGCAGUGAAAGUUUACCUAAAACAGGGAUCAAUGCCAGCUCACUGUAAGGGCAAUUAAUCAGAUUUUAUUUUCAAUUACAAUUUUGGUUUCCAACGAUUCUGAAAACAGGAUAAUUUGGAUAAAAUGAAUAUUAGUACUGGAGCCGAUUCUCGAAAAACCGAUGUAUCCAAAGUUUGCUGCACCCCCAUCAUUAUUAAGUUUGAUGAUUUUUUUUCCUAUGUUUUUGGAUUUCGGAAUUUUAUAUUUUCAAACCAUUACCUGUCUGGGAAAGUGUCCAUUCGAUUCUAAUUUGGACAAUUUAUGUAACAGUGUAUAGCGCAAUUAGGCAAAAAAUGAAGUGGCCACACGUAUCAUUAAACUCUUUUAACAAUGCUUCAAGUACGUUUUUGUAAUUUAUGCCUCAAGGAAAGGGUAUAGUAUUUCUAUAUAAUUAUAGAAAGUAUAAAAAGUUUGAAUAAAAUAAGUGAAACUUGCAUAAAUUCAAAGAAAAGUUGGAUGCCGAUGGGAUGAAAUAGUCACAAUAUUCUUUGCUUUGUAGUUUUUUAAUUUAUUUUCCAAAUACAUCUGCAAUUUAAUGCUCUUUGUAUUUGCAUAAAUACAUUCUUGUAUGAAUAAAGUAACAGCGACAUUUUGAAGCUGUGAUCAUAUUUAUUUUAUUUUAAGAUUUAUAUCGCAUUCCGCUUUCAUGUUCACUAAAACACUUGGCAUUGUCUGCCAUUUAUGCACUAAUCUUGUACAUAUCCAUUCACAUUUGGCUGCAAGUCCCAGUAAUUACCUGCUACAAAUGAUCUGUUGCAGCUCUCCUCCAUCACCUGCACUAGCCAAGCUUAAUCAGUUUUCACAUCAAUCUGAAUAUUCAUGCCAAUAUGAGUGACAAGGAAGGUGACAAAAAGAUUCCUGGUGGACCAUCUUCUGUGUUCAAAUUUGAUCCUCUAAGUGCAGACCAACCAGAAGGAAAGUGAGCUAAACUUUCAGUGAAUUGGGACAAAUGUUUGUCUUGGGGCUUCCUCAAGUGUUGGCAAAGUAGAGAAAUUUACUGAAUUAUCUUGGCAAAAAUUCUGCCAGGCAGCCAAGUGUCGACAGGAUAAUGUGAAUGUUCUGAGGGACGACAUGUUUGGCACACAGACUACAGAUCCAUGCAGGCUCCCACCCUGUCAGAGUGCAGCUGCAAAUCACCUCCAUCAUCCAAACUACCAGGCUGCCACAUGGAGAAGGUGCUUGGAGAAUUACCCAUAUGUUCCAUCUCCCCAUGGUCACAGCUGGGAAGUCUCUGACAGGGAAAUUGGCAUCAAAUGGGUAGCUGUGCCCCUUGCACCCAAGUUAGUCUUGGAAUGUGUGAGCUGCAAUUGUCAAAAGUGUGCCAACAACAGAUGUUCCUGAAAAGAGAAUGGCCUGAAUUGUACGAGGGCAUGCAAAUGUAAGUCUGACAAAUGUGAAAACUCAAAGGACACUGUUGCUGACUUGGCAGUGGACCAUCUGGAGUCAGAGGAUGAGUCAGAUGAUAAGUGCAUGAAAGUCUUUGUGAACACAAUGCUACUUGUACUAAGAUUUCUAGAUGUUUGCAGAGUAACAGCAAAUUGGUAUGUUAUGGUUUUGGCCAGUCAUUUGAAAAUGUUUUAACUUGUUACAAAAUUCUUCAAUGGUAGCUUGGUUUUUCCACUGUUCUUAUAAAGGUUUUUCUUUAAUGUGAUCUGAUGAUGUCAAACAUGGAAGAGUUUCAUUUUCUAACAUGAGUUUUCAGAGCAAUGAAAGAACCCAAAUCUUGAGAGAUGGCACUCUAGAAUUGUAGACUAGCAUUGUUUUGUCGUCAAGGACACUUGCAUUUUUUUGCUUUGGAUUAUUUUCCUUGCCACCAUCGCCACAGGCUUGAUCACUGGGGAUAAAUUGGGGAUAAAAUGUUUAAAGUCUUUGUUUCUGUAAAGCUGCUUUGUGACAAUGUCUGUUGUUAAUAGUGCUAUACAAAUAAAUUGACUUGAAUUCACAA
This is a messenger RNA of Neoarius graeffei (lesser salmon catfish), 5918 nucleotides long. Its product is annotated as zinc finger protein 271-like. The record is from RefSeq and is a predicted model, not a curated record. NCBI's taxonomy places the organism in Eukaryota, Metazoa, Chordata, Actinopteri, Siluriformes, Ariidae. Gene Ontology annotation, biological process: negative regulation of transcription by RNA polymerase II. The transcript is spliced from 11 exons. Bases 182 to 3469 code for a protein of 1095 amino acids. Gene Ontology annotation, molecular function: DNA-binding transcription repressor activity, RNA polymerase II-specific.